AUGGGCGAUAUGUCUGGCCCUGGCAACACACUCAUGCCUAUGGAGGUGAUUGACCUCUCAGAAGGCUGGUCCUUCAGACAGAAAGAUGGAGUCGAAAAGAACGCCUGGCUGCCGGUCAAAAAGGUGCCUUCUACGGUCCACCAGGACCUGAUUGAUAACAAGCUACUGGAAGAUCCAUUCAUCGGGUUCAACGAGAUCAAAGCAGAAUGGGUAGGGUUAAAGUCUUGGAUCUACCGGACACAGAUUGCAACACCACCAGCACCAGACGGUUCAAAGGUCAUACUGGCUUUCGAUGGCCUGGACACUUUUGCACAUGUCAAGUUGGACGGUAAGACGAUCCUCGAGAGCGACAACAUGUUCUUGUCCCACCGUGUCGACAUUACAGAUGCGAUCCGAUCAGGUCCGGAUUCUGACCACGAGCUGGAAAUCGAGUUUGAGCCCGCGUUCCUCAAAGCCCGUGAAAUCAAGGACCAGCAUCCCGAGCACAAAUUUAUUUGCUUCAAUGGAGAUCCAGCCCGGCUGGCCGCGAGAAAGGCCCAGUAUCACUGGGGCUGGGACUGGGGCCCGAUUCUGAUGUGUGCGGGAAUAUGGCGACCCGUUCGUCUUGAGUUAUAUUCUCUGAGGACAGCAGACUUGCGUCUCGAUAUCAGCAUUGCAGACGACCAGAAGACGGCCUCGAUUCGGGCGGUUGCUGACGUGGAAGGAGUUGAUGGCCAUCAUCGUCAUCCAAUUCAAGCUCGGUUUGAGCUCAAGUUGGCCGGGGAGAGAAUCACAACUGCCGUGGUGGAUGCGCACCACCCCAAGGGUCAAGUCUCUGCCCAACUGGAAAUUUCCAAUCCCCAACUCUGGAUGCCAAACGGAUAUGGCAGGCAACCGCUUUACACAGUUACCCUGACCCUUGCCGUGGAUGAUGUCGAGCUCCACACUCUGUCUCGACGCAUUGGCCUGCGGAAGAUUGAGCUGGUCCAGGAACCGGAUUCCCACGGCAAGUCCUUCUAUUUUCGCAUCAACAACGUGGAUGUCUUCUGCGGCGGGUCAUGCUGGAUCCCUGCCGACAGUUUCGUGACCAACCUGACGCCGGAAAAAUAUCGGGCCUGGCUGGAAUUGAUGGUGCCUGCAAACCAGAAAAUGAUCCGAGUUUGGGGCGGAGGCAUCUACGAGGAUGACGCCUUCUACGACAUCUGCGACGAACUGGGCAUUCUGGUGUGGCAGGACUUCAUGUUCGGUUGCGGCAAUUACCCCUGCUUCCCAGCCAUUCUCCGGUCGAUUCAGGUGGAGGCCGUGGCUAAUGUUCGGCGAAUUCGCCAUCAUCCCUGUCUGGCCAUUUUCGCUGGAAACAAUGAGGACUACCAGGUCGCCGAAUCGGCCAAUUUGACCUACGACUACGACGACAAAAACGAGCAACACUGGCUCGAGUCUGACUUCCCGGCCAGAUACAUCUACGAAUCCCUGCUACCCAGAGUUUGCGCCGCCGAAGCCCCCUGGAUUGCAUACCACCCAGGAUCACCAUGGGGCGACGGGCAGAUCAGCUCAGACCCCACUGUGGGAGACCUGCAUCAGUGGAAUGUGUGGCAUGGCACGCAGGAGAAGUACCAAAUCUUCGAUUCCCUGGGUGGGCGGUUUAACUCGGAAUUUGGCAUGGAGGCUUUCCCACACCUGGACACCAUCAGGUCGUUUGUGGAGAAGGAAGAAGAUCUCUUUCCCCAGAGUCAUGUCCUCGACUUCCACAACAAAGCGGAUGGUCAUGAGAGACGGAUCGCCACCUACCUGGUGGAGAACGUGAGAACAGCAACCAAACUCGAGGCCUACAUCCACUUGACGCAACUCAUCCAAUGCGAGGCUCUGAUGUUUGGCUACAGGGGCUGGCGGAAACAAUGGGGCAACGAGCGGCAGUGUGGCGGAGCCUUGGUGUGGCAGCUGAAUGACUGCUGGCCUGUCACUAGCUGGUCGAUCGUCGACUACUAUUUGCGGAGGAAACCUGCGUAUUAUGCCAUGGCACGUGUGUUGGCGCCUGUUGCCGUUGGUGUGCGGCGAGCUCAUCAUGAUUGGAGCGUGACGCACGCGCGCGAACCCCCAGCGCAGGAGUGGGAGCUGUGGGUGGUCAGUUCACUCCUGAAAGACGUUACCGUCGACGUUGAGGUUAAAUUUGUCUCGGUCAAAACAGGACUGGAAAUUAAGGAUUCGAUCAAGAAAAAGGGCAUUCGGAUCAAAGCGAACGGAACUACCGACAUUCUCGAAGGCUGGGUGGACAACGUGAACGAGGAGGCCCAUGUCCUGGCAGCACGUAUGUGGAUGGACGGAGAGCUGGUUGGUCGGGACACAGAUUGGCCGCAACCUCUGAAAUACCUCCCUUUCGGCGACCGUAAGGUCAAGGUGGAUGUUAUUGGGGACGAAAUGCAUGUGUCUGCAGAAAGGCCGGUAAAAUGCCUGGUGUUUGAAGAACGUAAGGGAUGCCACCUUAGCGACAGCGCGAUUGAUGUGGUGCCCAAUGACAAGCAAGUCAUCCGGGUUCGAGGACUCGAGUCCGGAGCGCCUCCAUUGCGCUGGACAUACCUGGGAGCUGGAGAGCACUCGUGA
Exophiala dermatitidis NIH/UT8656 is the source of this 2577-nucleotide messenger RNA. RefSeq names its product beta-mannosidase. Gene Ontology annotation, biological process: glycoprotein catabolic process; carbohydrate metabolic process. Bases 1 to 2577 code for a protein of 858 amino acids. NCBI's taxonomy places the organism in Eukaryota, Fungi, Ascomycota, Eurotiomycetes, Chaetothyriales, Herpotrichiellaceae. The transcript is spliced from 3 exons. The record is from RefSeq and is a predicted model, not a curated record. Gene Ontology annotation, molecular function: beta-mannosidase activity.